UGGUGACACUGGCGUUGCUAUUGUUAUCGACAUUGGUUACUUCAAGCAGCCAGUGUGACAAUUUCGCUCGACUUUUUGCAUUGGCAGCAAAACAAAUUAAAAAGCAAAAAUUAAAUACAACAACACAUUAAAUAGGCUUUUCGAAUACUUUUUGUUAAAUAAAUGAAAUAGCUGAAAACACAGACUUAUCGAUAUGUGACUGGACAAAAUAAUUAGGGUCACACUUCAGCUGCUCAUCAUAUCAGCCCUGAUUGCAGUAAAACAGCUGCUUGCCAAUGAAUAACAAAACAAUCAGUUUUAUGUUUUUAUUACAAUAAGCCGAAACCUUAAUUUAUUAUUUAAGAACCGGAAAUAUGGAAGACACUGCCGUUACUCAGGAAGGAAGCUCCAACAGCAACGAACCGCUUAAUGAAGCAGAGGAAAAGCCUCAACAACCUUCGCCGGAGUUCUUGCAACGUAAAAUUUACUUUCUGAUGGAUCAACUGAAGGCAAUGCAUGCUGAACUACCAGAAAUACUGCAAACUCGCAUCUCCUACGAUUUGCUCACAGAACUGGCAAAUUGUGUGUUAAAUGAAAGCAUCUUCGAUAUAGUCAAGGCUCUUAUGGAAUUACAGCAUGUGACAGAAAAACAUUUGAUACAAAUGCGCGCACAGGUUGAGAAUGAAUAUGAAAUCGAGGUCGCCGAUUGGCGUGCUAAAAUCAAAGAUCCAGAAGAAUUGCAGCAUAUUCUAGGACUUAUGAAGAUCAAACAUACCAAAAAGUUGGUGGAAACUGAUAAGAAAAUUGUUGAAGUGCUGGACCAGAAGGUUUACGAUCAACAAUCCAUGCUUCAAAAGGCUGGCGUACCUGGCUUCUAUCACACGCAAAGUCCGAAAGAGAUCAAAAUACAGAUGUUCUUGUUAGAUUUCAUUUUACGCUUGAGUCGACUGAAAUACGAACCCAACAAAUAGCAAACUGAUCUAAUAUAACUUAAGACUGUUGACCUAAGAUACUAAAUAAUUAAUUGUAGUUAGUAAAUGCCAUUAAAAACAUUGUAAGCACUGUACAA
Drosophila nasuta is the source of this 1048-nucleotide messenger RNA. It is a transcript of the gene gdl, whose product is annotated as gonadal protein gdl. The coding region runs from base 354 to 950 and encodes 198 amino acids. The transcript has 4 exons. The record is from RefSeq and is a predicted model, not a curated record. Lineage: Eukaryota; Metazoa; Arthropoda; Insecta; Diptera; Drosophilidae.